AUGGCCUCCGGCUGUGCGUGCGGCGGCUCCUCGUGGUCCCGCGAGGAGAGCCUCGGCAUCACGCUCACGGUUCUGGGCGGCAUGCACUACGGCUACAACCUCGCCAUACCAGCCGUCGCCGCCAAGGGCAUCGCCGCAUCGCUCGGGCUUCACAUAGACGAGGGCUACCUGACCUCAAUCACGCUCCUCGGCGCGCUGCUCGGCUCUCCGCUAGCCGGCGCCGUGGCAGAGACCAGCGGCCGCCGGAUGUCCACCAUUCUGGGCGAGUCCCUCUCGGUGCUCGGCGCGGUCGCGUGCUCGCUCGCUUCGUCGCCCACGACGCUGGCCGUAACCCGCUUCGUCGUCGGCUUGGGCGUGGGCUUCUGCACGCUCUGCAAGCCGCUCUACAUCUCGGAGACUGUGCUCUCCGACAGGCGAGGCACGGUGCUCGCCCUCUUUGCGCCCAGCGUCGCCGUCGGCAUCCUCAUCGCGGAGGCCACACCUCUGCUGCUUCCGGCGGGCGCCGCGGAGAGCCCGAUCUCCGUCGCCACCGGCGCCUCAAACGCCUCCCUCGUCGGCGCACCGGCGCCCGCGGCGGCCGUGUCUGCCGCGUGGCGGCUGCAGGUUGCGUCGGGCGCUGUGCUCCCCGCCACUCUGCUCGCCAUCGCCGUCGCCGCGAUGCCCGAGUCUCCCGCCUGGCUCGCCAUGCGCGCGUCUGGCAGCGACGGCGGCAGCGGCGCGGGUCCGCGCGAGGGCCCUUCCGACGAGCUACUGGCCGAGGAGCCGGGCGCACUGGCGCUGCUCGGCUCGGGCAGCGCGCGGCGGGUCGCCUUCCUCGCGACGCUCCUCGCCUUCGCGCAGCAGGGCACCGGUGCGGCGGGGGUGAUCCUCUUCCCGAAGGAGCUGGUCGGGUCGGCGGUCGAGCUGGCGGGCGCGCCGCAGCCGUCCUGGGCGCUGCUCGUCGUGCCCGCAUCGAAUUUGGCCGGCGCAGUUGCAGGCACCGCCCUCAUCGGCGCCGUUGGCUGCCGGCGCGCCAUGCUCGGCGGGCUGAGCGGCAUGACGGCCGCCACCCUGCUUCCGCUGCUGCUGCCGCGGCUGCUGCCGCCGCCCUCCGCGCCGAUGCUCGCCGCCCUCCUCGCCAGCUUGGGCGGGUGGGCCAUCUUCUUCCAGCUCGGGCCCGGCUGCAGCUACUUCGUCGCCGUCACCGAGGCGGCACCGCCGCGGCUGCGGGCCCUCUCCGUCAGCCUCGGCAACAGCGCGCGCUACUUCCUCGAGCUGCUCGCCAUCCGCUACUUCGUGCAGGUGUGGGGCGCCGCGUCCCACGCCUCCCUCCUCCUCGGGGUCGCCGCCGUGUCUGCGCUCUGCGCCCUGCUCCUCCAGCUGCACCUCUCCGAGUCGCGCCACCCGUCGGGAGGCAUCGACCUAUCCGCCACAUGGCGCUCGUCCGGCGCGGAGCAACUGCCGCGCGGCGCUUCCGGGUACACCUCCGCGCCCGCCGCCGUCGCCGCCGCCGCCACGCCGCCGCAGAGCGUGCGUGUGCACGGCGGGGGGGGGGUGGAGGGGCGGGGCAUGGAAGGGCGGGGGAUGCGCUCUAGCGGGAGCGCGCCCUCGCUGGCGACGCCCAACGGCUCGCUCGACGCUCUCUUCCCGCCGCUCGCGCGCACGCUCGGCCGCCUCUCCGCCUCGCGGCCGCCGUCCUUCCUGCUCGACCUGUUUGCAGAGGCGGGCGGCUCCGAGAGGGGCAGCCGCGGGUACAGCCCCGCAGGAGGGACGCCCCCCCCCGCAGGGGAGCUCUCCGUCACCGUGGCGGCCGCGGCCAGCGAGGAUGCCGACGAGCCAUACGCUGUCGAGGGGAGCUUCGCAGGCCGCGCCCACCCGCGCUGCCGCCGCCGCUUCUCGUCCUUCGAGACGCUGCUGCAGCACCUCGCCGCGUCGGGGUCGAUCCUCGUUUGCUCGACCGCGGUGCGGCUCACGCCCGCCGCGCAAGCCUGCAUCGAGGGCUGGAGCAGCCGGCUCGGCUACGAGCACGCGGCCGCGGGAGCCGCCGGUCACGCGCCGCUGCUGCAGCAGCUGGUCGACGACUUGCUGCAGUUUCAGGAGCUGAGGGACUCGGACCUGCUGCAUGCCUUUGUAUUUGACGAUUGA
Emiliania huxleyi CCMP1516 is the source of this 2124-nucleotide messenger RNA. RefSeq lists its product as hypothetical. The record is from RefSeq and is a predicted model, not a curated record. Gene Ontology annotation, biological process: transmembrane transport; carbohydrate transport. Gene Ontology annotation, molecular function: carbohydrate:proton symporter activity. The transcript has a single exon. The coding region runs from base 1 to 2124 and encodes 707 amino acids. Gene Ontology annotation, cellular component: membrane. NCBI's taxonomy places the organism in Eukaryota, Haptophyta, Isochrysidales, Noelaerhabdaceae.